GGUAUUUUUUAGCAUACCUGAAAAUUAGGGGCAAAUGCCAGGUGGUGGCUCAAGUUAGGGGGAGAAAUGGAAUUGUCCCUAAUCUGAAUAUAUCAACACCUGAAACUGAAGGUGCAGGUGCAGAUUCAGUUAACGGAAAGAAAGAAUGGAUGGGGUUAACGGACCUCUGAGUUUGCUGCUGUUGUCGUUAACUCGGUUUAGUUACCAAGUUACUGCUAACUACAGUAUAAGUGUCCUGGCAAAAAAAAUAUACUACUAUCAGCGGUAAAAGGAGAACUGGUAUCUGACGAUAUUUCUCUCACUGAACAGUAGAAACCAAAGCAAAUUCAACUAUUCCUGGAGCCAAAGGCCAAAAUCCCUUGUAGACUGUCUUGCCACCCAUUUCUGAGUCUUUUAUCAAAAUUCAACCCUCCGGUCAAUAAACGGUAUGGUUUUUCUCAUGUCUCAUUUAUGGUUUUUGACUAAACCAGCACUCUUUGUAGAACAGUCUACCCAAAUUAAGUCCAACUUGUAUAACCUGUCAAGAAGAAAUUUCUACAAGGAAAAAGGGCACCAGUUAGUUAGUUCUGAUGUGACAUCUUGACUUGUACUCCCUCCGUUCCUAAAUAUUUGUCUUUUUAGAGAUUUUAAAUGGACUACCACAUACGGAUGUAUAUAGACAUAUUUUAGAGUGUAGAUUUACUCAUUUUGCUCCAUAUGUGGUCACUUGUUGAAAUCUCUAGAAAGACAAAUAUUUAGGAACGGAGGGAGUAAUAAAUUAUGCUUGUGUGCAUCAUCUAUCAUCUAGAUGCAGAUGCCCCAGAGGUAUAAAAUAAGAUAAAUGUAAAGGAAGGAAACAAAAGCAGUGUUGUUUUGGCAUAGUUUUGCAACGAGUCAAGUCAGACUCAAUUCACAUGGCAGCCCAAGACUCGCUCAAAAAUUUACCAGGGCACCACCACAGCAUAUAAUAUCCAGCAGUAGUCUCAGUGACUCACACUACUUUGCCAUGGUUAACCUUGAAAUCUUCCAUCCACAACACCUACCCUGGUGGCUCGGUCUUGAGUCAAAAUUGAGCAACACCCCCAUGGCUUGACUCCCAAGUAGCUAGUGUCACUCACUGCUAAUUUUAUCCCUCUUCCAUUGCACCACUUGAGCUCUGAGUCAAGGUGGUUUGCAAUCAAUGGAUAUCCUCGUCUCUGCAAUCGUAGGUGACUUCAUCAGUAGGUCUGCAUCGUUCAUGAUCAGCAAAUACUUCCAGCAGCAGCCUGGCCUCAACAAGAUUCAACAGAGGCUACAGAGAGUCCUACUGAGAAUCGACAUCAUCGCCGAGGAGGCCGAAGCGCGGGACAUCACCAACCAGGGGAUGCUCCGUCAGCUCAAGAUGUUGAGGCAAGGAAUGUACAGAGGCCGCUAUGUUCUUGAUGCCUCGAGAUUCCAAGCGGCCCUCGACGAGGAGGUAAGCCCCUCAUCAUCUGCGCUCUGUAAAUAUAGUCCAGCCAAACGGCUCUGUUUCUCUCGCGCCGGCAGUGGCAGCAGCAACAGAGAAGCGCUGUUGUUUGGCACAAACAGCAACAUGAGGGAAGAGCUGCAACGGAUGGUUGAUACCCUUGAAGAGACCGUGUCUGGCAUGAAGGAGUUUAUUUUCUUCUUGGAGUCAUAUCCCCGGAUACACCGCCAACCUUAUGGCACAUAUUUGGUAUUGGACAAUUGCAUGUUUGGUCGCCAAACGGAACGGGAGCGGGUCCUGAAUUUCUUGCUUUGUCCCAGUGCUACUUCAGACUUGGCUGUACUUCCGAUCAUUGGUCCAAGAAGAGUAGGGAAGAGCACCCUUGUUGAGUACAUCUGUAGGGAUGAGAGUGUGCGUGAUGGCUUCUCCAUGAUCAUGUUCUUUCCAGAAGGCAGUCUCAAGGAUGAAGGAGUGGUCGACCUGAAAGGGAACAUUAUGAAUAGUCUAGUCAGACAUGAGAAUUUUGCUUCUCAAAACAGGUUGCUGAUUAUUGUUGAAAUAGCCGAGGGCAUUAGCGAGGAAACACUGAGAAGCCUGAAAUCUUCCGCAACCUUCAUCACACCUUGCAGUGGCUGCAAAAUCAUAAUCACCAGUCGCUCGGAUAGAGUAGUGAAUCUGGGAACAACAGAAGCACUUCGACUGGACUAUCUCUCUCAGGAAGCUUAUUGGCAUUAUUUCAAGUCGCUUGCAUUCGGAAGCAGAAGCCCUGAUGAAGAGCCAAAACUGGCAUCGAUGGCCAUGGAGAUCGCUUUGGAACACAAACAGUGUUUCGCAAGCGCGCAUAUCAUUGCUGGGAUGCUGCGAGAUAACUUCAAUGCUCAAUUCUGGAGCACAAUUCUUGAUUGUGUGAGAGCAUUUAAACAGACACAUCUCCUUAUGUUUGGCCAGCACCCAUACCUUCGUAUGCGGGAAGAUGCACCGGUGUAUGGUUGGAGAUUGGCGAGCAGCAGCAAAUAUUUCUUGGUUUGCAACACUUGUCAGUUAGGUUCCAGUGAGGAAGUCCCGAAGAUCAGUGUGCAGGACAUCAUCUUAGGACAUGGUGGUACACUACCACGUGGGCAAUUUGAGGCCCUUGGAUGGAGGUCUCGCAUACCUCCCUACUACAACUACAUGGUAAGCUGUAAGAUGCAAGAACCACAACUUACUGUGGGAAGGAAGAAGCGUGCGCAUCAGGAGGAAGAACAUUUGAUUUGAAUAACCAUGUUGUCUGUGGCUCACAUCAUAGGAAGUAUUAUUACGCUGCAUCUAGGAGUCCUGCCAAAUUAGUUAAUAACUUAAUAUAUUUCUUGUAGCGUUUGGAUGCUUGUGUUUGGGUCAAGGCAAUGUUCGCAUUGCCGGUUGAAUUAGAAUCCAAGACAAGUCGUAUUUAUAAAGUUGAGCACUUAUUAGUCUCUACGUAUCAUGUGGGUACUCCAUAAAACUAAGCCUUGUGAUAAUCCUUGGACUUGAAGAAAAGGGUAGAGAAAAAAUUGCCCCAAAUUUGCUCUGUUUCUGAUGUGUGAGUGAGGUUGAUUCUUGGGCGAAAGCCAACAAGUUUCAACUCCUCUGUCACACGCAUUUUCUGCGACAGAUUCUUUUCUUGCUGGGUGAAAAGAUCAGAAAGUUAAUCUGGAAUGGGAUGGGAGUAUUAGCGCUACCUGCAGCUCAGGGCGGUGGGAAGGUAAUGAUAAAGAUAAAACUAAGUUGUUGGUUUCUUGUAUAUCAUCCAAUGAACUGAGCUGCAUUUUGUAUCUUUUGACUCGGACAAAACAAUAUUUUGGGUAACAAAAUAUCACGAGAAAGAACAUUUGUAGACACCAGGCAUGUAGUAGUAGUACAUUGUGCUUUCAGAGUCAAGUUUAGAGUCAAAAACAAGUUGUCUAAAUAUUGGGCAAGUACUUGAAAUUUAUCUGAAUAUUGAACACAGGACUGAAAGAAUCCCCAUGGAUUGUUACUGAAAGAACUCCCAAGGGUUCAGCAAUGAGAACUGCAGGGAAUACUCAGAUUGGCUAUUGGA
Molecule: messenger RNA, 3482 nt
Organism: Triticum urartu
Lineage: Eukaryota; Viridiplantae; Streptophyta; Magnoliopsida; Poales; Poaceae
Product: putative disease resistance protein RGA3
Molecular function (GO): ADP binding
Source: RefSeq, a predicted model, not a curated record